UCAUAUACUAUGUAAUAUAUCAAAGUCUUAAAACUGUUCCAUAAUCUAGUUAAGUAAUAAAUCUUGAACAUAAAAUAUCAUUUAUAUUUUGAUUUGAACAAUAUAAUAAAUAAUUACUAAGUGAUUAAUUCUUAAUACAUAUUUAUAAAAAUAUUUAUAAAAAUAAUUGUGUAAAUAUUAUAGUAGUUAUGUCUGAUCCAGCGGAUACAUCAAAUAUCUCAUAUGUUGUAUCAGUAUUGGCUGCUGUGGGAACUAUAGCUGUAAUUGGGUUAGCAGUAAAAUUUUACAAAUGUUGGAAUAGUGAAAAAAAAAAAUCUCCUAUUUUAUUGGUUGAUCCAGUAGUUAAAUAUAGUUUACCAUUAAUAAAAAAGGAUAUAUUAAGUCAUGAUACAAGAAAAUUUAGAUUUGCAUUGCCAACAUCAAAUCACAUAUUGGGAUUACCAAUUGGUCAACAUAUACAUUUAACUGUAAAGAUUGGAGAUGAAGUUGUUAUACGUUCCUAUACACCGGUAUCAAGUGAUGAUGACCAUGGUUAUGUAGAUCUUAUUAUUAAAGUAUAUUUUAAAAAUGUACAUCCAAAAUUCCCUGAAGGAGGAAAAAUGUCCCAAUAUUUAGAAGAUUUAAAAAUUGGAGAGACAGUUGAUUUUAGAGGACCUUCUGGUCGACUUAUUUAUAAAGGUCAUGGAAAUUUUUCUAUAAAAAUUUUAAGAAAAGAUCCACCUACAGAAUAUAAUGUUAAAAAGAUUGUGAUGCUAGCUGGUGGAACAGGAAUCACACCAAUGCUACAAUUAAUUCGUGCUAUAAUAAAGGAUUCUACUGAUGAAACUCAAACUUCCUUACUUUUUGCCAAUCAAACAGAAAAAGACAUAUUACUUCGAGAUGAAUUGGAUGAUAUUGCAAAGAAUCAUCCUAAUAAAUUGAAACUUUGGUAUACGUUAGAUACUAGUAGUGAAAAUUGGCAAUAUAGUACAGGCCAUAUAAAUGCAGAUAUGAUAAAAGAUCACAUGUUCCCUCCAUCAUCUGAUACAAUGGUACUUAUGUGUGGUCCACCUCCAAUGAUAAAUUUUGCUUGCAAUCCUAAUCUUGAUAAACUUGGUUAUGAUCCAAAAUUAAGAUUUGCAUAUUAGAGUAGAGAAAAUAAUAUUUGGUCUAUUUAAAUCUUUUCAUUAAAUAAAUUUAAUGAUAAUUUUAAUAUCUUUAAAAAUAUAUUUCGUCAUUUUAUAGAUCAUGCAUUGAUUAAUAUAGAUAUGUGAUGUAAGUUUAAUAUUUAAAAAUAGAUAGUGACAUAAAUUCACAAUGAUAUAAUUUACAUAAUCACAUAAUGUUAUCAAUAUAUAAAAAAUAUACAAACUAGAAAUAUUUAUCAAUCUCAGAUUCUUUAUUUUCUGGAAAUAAAAACAAAAAUACGAUAUUAUAAUAUUAUUAUAAAUUUUAUGUAUAAUUUGAAUGAUAUUGCUAGAGAUUUAAUUUAAGUUUUUAAUUUUGUAUCAAGUUUAAUUUUCAAUGCAAAGCUUUAGUGAAUAAAAUACACUGAUUCACGUUAUCAAGCAUUUAUUGAUGUUAAAUCUGUUAUAUUGUUAUAAAAAAUGAUGAUUACAAAAUGUA
This is a messenger RNA of Apis florea (little honeybee), 1605 nucleotides long. Its product is annotated as NADH-cytochrome b5 reductase 3. Lineage: Eukaryota; Metazoa; Arthropoda; Insecta; Hymenoptera; Apidae. Gene Ontology annotation, cellular component: mitochondrion. Gene Ontology annotation, molecular function: oxidoreductase activity; FAD binding. The record is from RefSeq and is a predicted model, not a curated record.